UAAAUAUUUUUGAUCUCAGAUCUAAACAUUUUUUUUUAAUUAUACCAAAUUUAUCAAUCAGUCAUUUUUUAAAAUGAAGGAUGAACAGAAUGACCUUAAUGAGCCAGAAAAUUCUAGAAUAUUUGUAUUGUAUGACAAAAAUCACCCUAUACCUGAAGUUGAGUUUAAAGAAAUGUUUGGAAAUUUUGGUACCGUACGAAAUAUUUAUAUUGUGAAAGAUCGCAAUAACGAUAGCGUUAAAGGUGUUGCAUACAUAAAGUAUUCAAAAGCAUCAGAAGCUUUCAAAGCUAUUGAAGCAAUGAAUGGGCAUAAAAUAGAAUCGUCAAAUCGUCGUAUGAAAGUUCUGAUGGCUACUAGUCCUGGUCAUAUACGAAAUAAUUCAGAAAUUGAAUAUAAUAGAUUAUUUGUAUUUGUACCAAAAACUGAUAAGGAAACAGAUUUAGAAAAUAUUUUCAGUCAAUAUGGAGAAGUAUCUAAAGUUCAUAUUGUCACAAAUAAAGAAACUGGAGAAUCAAAAGGAAUAGCUUUCAUAACUUUCACUAAGCCUUCAUCUGCUGCUUUAGCUAUUGAAGAAUGUGGACCAAAUUAUAAAGCUGUGUUUGCUAAGCCAAAACAUGAUGAUGGCCCAUCUGUUUAUCCUCAAUCUUAUUCCAGACAUAUUGACUCUAAGAAUCCAACUAGUAGUUAUGCAUUACUUGCACCACCAUCUCAUACACGCCAUGAUGAACCUAGUGUAUUAACUGCUUAUACAUCACCAAUUGUUACUUAUAAUGAACUUUAUAAAAUUAUGAAUAUUGCUCCUGAAUUGGAAUUAGUUAAGGAAUUACCAAGACAACAAGUAUAUGAUAAAAAAGUAUUUCAAGUUAUUUAUAAUACAACUGCAGCAGCUGAACAUGCUGUUAAUCGGAUUAAUGGAUUUGAAUACCCACCUGGACAUCCAAUAAUACUAGAAUUUAGUAGUUCUACUUUAUCUAUUUCAUCAGCUGUCGAUCCUUUAGUAGCAAAUAAAAUAUCAAAAGAUAUAGAAGUGCUAUCUAGUACUGUCACAAGAGCAUUAGCUGUGAUUAAGAAUGCAAGUGCUACAACUGCGUCUUUUGCUUUGGCGGAUGAUUUUACUUCACCCCUAGCAGCAAAAAGAGGAAAUGAAAAAGUUCUUUUGCCAUCAACAGAUAAUUCAUACAGGUUAUUUUUUGUAUGUAAACCUGUUAUUCCACCAAUGCGAUUAUUAGAAGAUACUUUCAAAAUGUUUAAAGGUUUAAGAAAUAUUAAUGUGAUUGAUGGUAAAAAUUAUGGAUAUGUUACAUAUGACAGUAUGGAAAGUGCAGCACGAGCUAUUAAUUGUUUAAAUGACCAUAAAGUAUACAACAGUCGCCUGAAAGUAAUGGAAGCUGAACCCAGAGAACCAAAUCGUAAACGAAUGAAACCUGAUACUUUGUAAAAAGUAAAGACAGUAAAUACCACAAAAAAACAUACAAUUUAUUAAACCCACUAAACCACAAUAGAAACUUCUGUUUGUCUACAAUGACAAGACAAAUUAUCACAAAAGCAACCGAUUCAUGAGACACUACAAGAUAUUCCACUACUGUAACAUAUAUUAUGGACACAAAAGACACUUUUUAAACUAACUAACAAGUUUUACAAUAUUAUUUGUUCAAAAAGCUUAAAAUAAUUGAGUUUUUAAAGCCGAGAACAUAAAAACCUAGUUAAUGCUUUUAAAAUGUUUAUUUUAUAAACAAACAAUAUCAUAGUUGUUAUUAAAUUAAGAUAACUAUACACAUUUUUUGGGUGUAUUUUAAAGAAUGGAAUAUAAUGAAAGGAAAUUAUACAAUUAAAGCUGGGUUAAUUCAAAGUAUAUUCAUUUAUGUUUAUAAAUAUAUAUACUAGUUAGCCAAUGAAACGGUCAAUUUUAAUACUAUUAAUUUUGUAUACAUUUCUUUAUGAUACACUUAAAAGACUGAUAGGUCUAAAGGAGACACUCAUACCUGCCUACAGGGAUGACUCCACUGUCCAAUGAUUUCUGGUACAUUUCGUCACUAAGAUUUCCUACUGCCACAUAACUUUUGUUCAUUAACAUAGACACAGAGAUUGAAAUAAGUUUAAUAUCUUA
Messenger RNA from Sipha flava (yellow sugarcane aphid), 2107 nucleotides. RefSeq names its product RNA-binding protein 45. NCBI's taxonomy places the organism in Eukaryota, Metazoa, Arthropoda, Insecta, Hemiptera, Aphididae. The transcript has 11 exons. The record is from RefSeq and is a predicted model, not a curated record. Bases 74 to 1438 code for a protein of 454 amino acids. Gene Ontology annotation, molecular function: RNA binding.